GACCUGCACCGGUAAUUUAUGUGGAAAUCAGUGAUUCCGGGUUUAGUUGUGAAAGUAAAACACGCGGGUUAGAAGAGAUCCUGCUUUUAGCCGGGUUUAUUAUCUCACAAAAAAUAAAGAGAUCAGGAGUCAUGUUUGUGCCAGUGGGAGAGCGCGCUCCGGUGUUUAAUGGCUUUACAUUAAUCACGCCUGCGGUGUCAGUGGGGAACGUGGGACAGCUGGCUGUAGAUCUGAUCAUCUCCACACUGGACAUGGUGAGAGCUGGACACUUCCACACAGACUGUCUGAUCCCCAUGGCGGGGAAUAAUCCCUACAGCAGAGGAGACCAGGACGCGGCUCUGCUCAGCACUAACGCUGAAGUUUACUGCCGCACUGACCUGCAGCUGGCCGUGCUACAGAUCCGGACGCCCAUUUUACCGAUGAAGAUGAAGUCUUUCCGUAAGUUGCUGGUGUCCUGGAUUAAGGCGAGUGGGUUCUCCAGGACGGUGCUGCUGUCCAGCUGUCACGCUCACCAGCGAGAUGACCAGCAGCUCCUCAGCUCUCCUCUAAGAUACCUGCUCACCCCAGGUCUGAGGACAGAAGGGACAGAGGGGACAGAGGGGAUGCUGCAGAGGCUGGGAUGGAGGGAGAUGGAGAGAGUGAGCGCUUUCCCUGGAGUCACUGAUUCAGACACACAGCGUCUCUACAUCCCAGGAGGAGGCAUCACUAAAGCUCUCUACAACGACUGCUGCAGUGAGAACAUUUCCAUGGUGGUUCUGCUUCUCUUCUGCUCUGAGGGAGACAACGUCCCUGACGCCUUCACUCUCGUCAAUCACCUGAACGACUGGCUCCACCUGCUGGACAAACCGGUCCAGGGCUGUGUUCCGUGGAGAACCCCAUCCUCCUGGAGACUGCUGUUUGGAAGCGGUGUUCCUCCCCUGAUCUUCUGAACUCCACUGAGACACGAGUGUGAAACAUCACUGAAGUCUGGACCGUGUGUGUGUGACAGUCACAGAACACUCUACAUCUCUAGUCUGUACAUUGAGGGAAUAACAUCAGUGAAGUGUCUGAUUCUCAUUAAACAUGCCCACUUCUCUGA
Messenger RNA from Hemibagrus wyckioides, 1078 nucleotides. It is a transcript of the gene psmg2, whose product is annotated as proteasome (prosome, macropain) assembly chaperone 2. Lineage: Eukaryota; Metazoa; Chordata; Actinopteri; Siluriformes; Bagridae. The record is from RefSeq and is a predicted model, not a curated record. Gene Ontology annotation, biological process: proteasome assembly. The transcript is spliced from 7 exons. Bases 132 to 929 code for a protein of 265 amino acids. Gene Ontology annotation, cellular component: nucleus; cytosol.